UCUCUCUCGGCAAUGGAUUUGAUUCAUAAGUUCCUAAACCUAGUUCUUCCCCCUGCGGCACUCAUUGCUAUACUCGUCUUUCUGCCGCCAUUUCUCAUCUACAAGCUCUUUAAGCACUUCACAAAUUUAUUCAAACCGACCGAAAACUUGGCCGGAAAAGUUGUCCUCAUAACCGGCGGCUCCUCGGGGAUUGGUGAGCAUUUGGCUUAUGAGUAUGCAAGGAGAGGUGCUAGUCUAGCGCUGGUGGCGAGAAGAGAGGAGCGGCUUAAGGCGGUGGCCACCAAAGCCGUCGGUUUGGGAUCACCCGACGCCAUAGUGAUUUGUGCUGAUGUGUCAGAAGUUGAAGACUGCAAGAGGCUAGUUGAUGAGACAAUGGAUCACUUUGGACAAUUGGAUCAUUUGGUGAACAAUGCUGGGGUUCUACAAGUUAGCUUGUUCGAAGAUUCCACUCAAUUAUCUGCUAUCCGCUCAAUUAUGGACAUAAACUUUUGGGGUUCGGUAUAUUGCACUCAAUUUGCAGUUCCACACCUAAGAAAAGCCAAAGGAAAGAUUGUUGUUACUUCUUCAUCUGGUGCCUGGUAUUCUCCUCCGAGAUUGAGUGUCUACAACGCUAGUAAGGCAGCCCAAAUAAGCUUUUUUGAGACAUUGAAGUCUGAAUAUGGCUCUGAUGUUGGAAUAACAAUUGUUACUCCUGGCCUGGUUGAGUCAGAAAUGACAGGUGACCAAUUUUGGUCAAAGUCUGGAAUUAAAGGCAUCCCAGUUGAGUCAGCAGAAGGGUGUGCAAAGGCAAUUGUGGACAGUGCUUGUAGAGGAGACAUGUAUUUGACAGAGCCAUCUUGGUGCAAAGUGGGAUUUUGGUUUAAGGUGAUUUGGCCUCAAUUAGUGCAGAAAUGUUUCCACUUAACAUUAGUCCAUAGGCCAUGGACACCUUCAAGCAAAGAUGCUUAAUCAAGUGUUUUCUAA
This is a messenger RNA of Morus notabilis, 963 nucleotides long. Its product is annotated as 11-beta-hydroxysteroid dehydrogenase 1B. Bases 13 to 948 code for a protein of 311 amino acids. The record is from RefSeq and is a predicted model, not a curated record. The transcript has 6 exons. NCBI's taxonomy places the organism in Eukaryota, Viridiplantae, Streptophyta, Magnoliopsida, Rosales, Moraceae.